ACGAGUGUCUGUAUAUAUAUAUUGUCUGCCUGCCCAAACUCCGGCGUUCCGUGGGCGACCCAACAGCGAGAACCUAAUCAGAGUUCAUCAAGCUUCGAAAUUUCUUAUUUAUUCCAAAUAUCUGCUGGAAGAAAUCUCGAUUUCACUAAUCAUUUGAACUUCUGGCCGAUUGAUUCGAGAGAAGGAAUAUUCAAGAACAAAAAUCAUGGGGAGAGGGAAAGGAGAAGCUGCGAGAGCCAAGUCUCGCCCUUCAAGCAGUAGUAUGGCUGCUUCACUGUUGCCGUCGGGUGCCACCGCGGUGGGUUUCGGAGGUUAUAUUGGGAGUUCACGCGUGGAUUCUUCGCUGCCUUCUACUCCGGAGGCCUCUCCUUUUUUGGAAAUUGAUGGUGAAGUGGCACUGCACUUGAAGCGGCUUUCGCGGAAAGAUCCCAUAACCAAGCUUAAGGCUCUGACAUCACUUUCUCAACUUAUUAAGCAAAAACCUGCAAAAGAAGUAACAAUAAUCAUUCCUCAAUGGGCAUUUGAGUACAAGAAGCUACUGCUGGACUACAACAGGGAAGUUCGACGGGCAACUCAUGAUACCAUGACUAACAUUGUCACUGCUAUUGGAAGAGAACUGGCACCACAUAUGAAAUUGCUAAUGGGACCAUGGUGGUUUUCACAAUUUGAUUCAGUAUACGAAGUUUCUCAAGCUGCUAAGCGAUCAUUUCAGAGUGCCUUCCCAGCCAAAGAGAGAAGAGUGGAUGCGCUGAUGAUAUAUGCAAUCGAAAUAUUUACAUACAUAGAAGAAAAUUUAAAACUAACUCCACAAAGUUUGUCAGAUAAAGCAACUGCAAGUGAUGAAUUGGAAGAAAUGCAUCAACAGGUGAUUUCUUCAUCUUUACGUGCACUAGCAGCAAUUCUUGAUGCCUUCUUUUCCCUGCGUUCUGAAAGGUCUGGUUCUGAAAAUGUAUCUGAUGAUUCCAAGCAUGCUGUGAAAGCCCGGACUGCUGCUGUUUCUACUGCAGAGAAAUUACUUUCCACCCACAAAUAUUUUAUUAAUUUUCUGAAGUCUCAAAGCGUAGCUAUUCGCUCUGCUGCGUAUUCGGUAGUGGGAAGCUUUGUUAAAAACAUUCCACAUGUUAUCAGUAAGGGAGAUAUGAAAGAGCUUGCUGUUGCAAUACUGGGAUCAUUCCAGGAAAAGAAUCCAGGAUGCCAUUCAUCCAUGUGGGAAACUUUGUUACUUUUUUCAAAAAGAUUUCCAGACAGUUGGACUAUGGUGAAUUUGCAUAAAACCGUUCUAGGUCGGUUAUGGAAUUUUCUUAGGAAUGGAUGUUUUGGAUCUCAGCAGUUGUCAUAUCCAGCUUUAGUUUUAUUUUUAGAAACAAUGCCCUCGAAAGUUAUCUCUGGGGAGAUAUUUUUGGAGUUUUUUGAAAGCCUUUGGGAAGGGAGAAAGUUUUCUUACUCUUCACAUGCUGACCAGUUAGCAUUUUUCUGUGCAAUAGAAGAGUGUUUCAUCUGGUGCUUGGCUAAUGUGUCCAGAUAUUGUGAUGAAGAUACCAUCUACGACUCCCAGCGUAGCCUUGUUGAUAAAAUACUAAUAAGGCUUCUGUGGCCUGAGUUUAUAUUGUCUGCCAGCUCAAAAUACGAAGAUACCUUUUCAUUUCAUGCUUUUGGUCAAUCAAAGAAGAUCAUCGAACCUACUCUUGAGGAACCAAGUGAAACAGCAAUCACUAAGCAUUCAGUGGAUUACAGAAAUCUUGGGAAAUGCAUCAUAAGAAUACUUUCUGGGAUUCAUCAACUAAACUAUGACCUGUUUUUGGUUUUCUCUAUGAAAUUUAAAACAGAUUAUUUGGAUUUGUUUCAGCAAACAGAACAUUCUCAAAAUGUGCAGUGGGUGGUCAGAUUUCUUUCUUUGCUGGACAAGCAUGCUCUGCUGAAAGGAGAGACAUGGCCUUUACUUAACUUGAUGGGGCCCACAUUAAAGAAGUCCUUCCCAUUAAUUGAAACACUAGACUCACCAGAUGCAGUAAGGGUUAUUGUUGUUUCUGUUGCAACAUUUGGAGCUCGCAAAAUAAUGCAAGAACUUAUGAGUAUUGAUUCAGGGACGGAACAAUUCUUGAAAUCCUUCAAUGAAGUGAUCAUCCCCUUGUGCUUGAGACAUUGUAUUGCCUCAAUGACUGCUAGACUGGAUCUCUUGCUGGCUUUACUCGAUGAUCAGUGCUUCCCAGAACAGUGGGAUGCAAUUAUUAGAUACCUAGUGAAUCGAGAAAAGGUUAGCUUUGAUCCCAAGAACAUGGAUAGAAACAAAAUUUUCAUCUUGGCUACUUUGAUGGAGAAGGUCAGGGAAAUGACUUGGAAGAGCAUUCAUCAGUUUGGUUCAUGUAAAUACGACUGGCAUCAUGAGCUUUUAGACUUGGUUUCUGCACAUGUUGUGCAAGUCUUUCCUCGAUUUGGAGAACCUGAUACCCAAUUAUUAUGUGCUCUCCUUGGUGGAAGAUCUGAAGAUGAUAAAAUUUCCUUCCUAUCAGAGAAAACAAUUGUUCUGAUAUUUGAGGAACUUCUUAGGAGGCUCAUGUCCAUCUUUGCAUGUUCCACAUUUGCUUGGGUUCAAGAUAAAGUUGCUUUAUUUGCUAGGGGCGAAAGUUAUUCUAGUAAGAGGUUCGAAUCCUCUAAUAAUAUACAGGAUGGUGCUCAUUUUGCUAUAGACAUUCUCAAUGGCAGCACCUUUUGCCUGCAUACUAUUGAAGCUGAAAAUGAAUUGAUUCAAGGCAUAUUAUCAGCAGUAAUUAUAAUUGAUUGGGAAUUCAAUUGUAUGAAUUUUUUGAAGGAUGGGCUUAAUAAUGAGCAGAUGAGGCAACUUGAGGCUAGGGUUACCUUUUUUAAAGCUGUUCAUGCUUUCCACUGCAAACUCUCUGAGCAGUUCUUGAAAUGUUUUGGCACAAACAUCCGAAGGAGUUUAAGGAUUACUUUAGUUCAGUCUGUAAAAUGCAUUGCAUGCGAGGAUGAUAGAUUUGAUUUGGAAAACUUGAUAUCAGCUUGUUGCCAAUGGACAAUAGAUGUGCUUGAACUUUUCUGUCAAGAUCAAGAGGAGGAACAGCAAUUAAUGGAUCAAUUCCUUAGCAGGACUGAGUCGUGGCCUUUGUGCAUCCCACCUGAAAUGAUGGGUGCCAGAUUGGAAAAUAUCUCUCUCCACGGACCAAAUAACACCAAGUUUGUUGCUUUAAUCAACAAACUUAUAUCUAAAAUUGGAUUUGAUCGUGUAGUGGCUGGUGUUAUUAAGCCUGAAUCAGCUUCUGGAGAUAAUCCUUUAAUGAACUUGACAAUCAGCCAAAUUCAUUAUUCUCGUCCUUGGCUUGCUGCUGAAAUAAUGUGCACAUGGAAAUGGCUUGGUGGCGACGUAUUGCACUCUUUUUUACCUUCUUUCCUUAGCUAUGUAAAGAAAGGAGAUGCUGCCUUUUUAAAUUCCAUAUUGAACAUUUUGCUUGAUGGUGCUCUUGUCCGUGGAGCUAAUGCUGGAUUAAAUUUCCUGUGGCAUGCUACACUUGAUGAGUUAGAUGCUAUCGAAUCACCCUUUCUGAGAGCUCUCACUUGUUUACUGUCUGCUAUUUUUCAAGAAAAUGUAUGGGGAAGUGAGGAAGCUAACUCGCUCUUUAUAUUGCUUCUAGACAAACUAUAUAUCGGUGAUACUGCAAACUCAAAUUGUUUGAGUGUUCUUCCGUGCAUCAUGAAUGUCCUUGUCAGACCCUUGAGCACUGGAUUUGGUGACUGCACAAAUGAUCAAUGUGAUACUUAUAGCCAAAGUGAAUUGCAUCAUGCUACACUGGACUGGCUUAAGAAAGCACUAUCUUUUCCUCCACUGAAUACAUGGCAAACUGGAGAAGAUAUGGAGGACUGGCUUAACUUGGUUGUAUCCUGUUUCCCUUUAGAAGUUUCAAAAUCAAUGCAAGAUAUAAAACCAGAGAGGUUUAUCUCUCCUACAGAGAGAACCACUCUGUAUGAGCUACUUCGGAAACAGAGGCAAGCUUCAUCAGCAAUAGUGAAUAAGCUUCCAGUGGUGCAGAAACUGUUAUCAGAAUUGUCAGUUAUUUCAAUUGCUUAUUGCUGGGAAGAAUUUGAUGAUGAUGAUUGGAAGUUUGUCUUGCAUCAACUAAGGUUUUGGAUUGAAGCAGCAGUUGUUAUGAUGGAAGAGUUUGUCGAAAAUGUCAAUGAUACUUUGAAGAAUGAGCCGGAUGAUGUUAAUGUAUCAUUAAGUAAACUUAGGGAUAUUAUUGAGUUGAGUGAUCCUUUUAACAUGGAACUUGCCAGAAAUGGUCUCAUUGGAUUCUCCUUGUUUUGUUCCCUUGGAUUCCAGGCUAAGGAACAUGCUGAAAAUUUAAAUUCUCUUGGAAAUGAGAAGUGGGUAAUCAUCUCAGAUCGUAUUUUCGAAGGUAUCCUGCGUUUGUUUUUUUGUACUGCUGUUGCAGAAGCAAUAGCAAGUUCAUGUUGUCAUGAAGCUUCAUCGAUUAUUGCAUCGUCAAGGUUAAAUCAUCAUGAGUUCUGGGAGUUGGUUGGUUCAUGCGUUGUUCUGUCAAGUUUACAUGCAAGAGACAAAGCUAUGAAGUCAAUUGAGAUUUGGGGGCUAAGUAAAGGAGCUGUCAGUUCUCUUUUUACAUUACUCUUUUCUUGCAAACCACUUUCACUACUGCAGCUGGCAGCUUUUGCUCUACUAUCCACAGACCCUGUUGCGCAAAGUGCUUUUUCAUGUGACAAUGAUGGAAUGUUGGAUCAUAGUUCUUCCAAUAAUUCAGAUUCUUUUGAUACAUCGUCAGCAGAAAAGUUUAAACUGAGGGAAGAAAUUUCUCACAAACUUGAAAAAGUACCUCUUAAUGUUCUUGAAAUGGAUUUGGUGGCACAUGAAAGGGUGAACCUGCUAGUUGCUUGGUCUUUGCUGUUAUCUCAUACAGUAUCAUUGCCUUCGUCAUCCAAAGAAAGGGAGAGAAUCACUCAGUAUGUGCAAGAUUCUGCUGAUUCCAUAAUACUGGAUUGUCUAUUCCAACAUAUUCCCUUGGAGCAUUACAUGGGCACCAGCUCAAGAAAGAAAGAUAUGGAACUUCCUUCUGAAGUGGCAGCAGCAGGAAAUGCUGCAACUCGAGCUAUCACAACCAGGUCAUUGUUGUUUUCAGUUGAGGUGCUUUGGCCUGUCGGACCUGAGAAACUGGCUUCACUUUCCGGUGCAGUACUAGGACUAAUGCUUUACAGCCUUCCUGCCUAUGUUCGAGGGUGGUUUAGUGAUGUUCGGGACCGUUCUGCAUUGUCUGCCAUUGAAUCUUUCACAAAAGCAUGGUGCAGCCCAGUAUUGAUAUCAAAUGAAUUAUCACAGAUCAAGAAAGCUAGUUUUGCUGAUGAUAACUUUUCCAUCUCUGUGAGCAAAUCAGCUAAUGAGGUAGUGGCCACCUAUACAAAAGACGAGACAGGAAUGGAUUUGGUAAUACGCCUUCCCCCUUCUUACCCUCUGAGGCUUGUGGACGUAGAAUCCACCAAGAGCCUUGGCAUCAGUGAGGUGAAGCAAAGGAAAUGGUUAAUGUCAUUGAUGGCAUUUGUUCGUAUUCAGAAUGGAGCUUUGGCUGAAGCAAUAAGGUCAUGGAAAAGCAGUUUCGACAGAGAAUUCGAAGGAGUUGAAGAUUGCCCUAUUUGUUAUAGUGUCAUCCAUUCAGUCAACCAUAGCCUGCCUCGUCUUGCUUGCAAGACCUGCAAACAUAAAUUUCAUUCAGCCUGUCUUUACAAGUGGUUUUCAACGUCACAUAAGUCAACCUGCCCCUUGUGCCAAUCUCCCUUUUGAUUCACUAUAUUAGGACAGGAUUUUGAUGAUCUUAUCUAACGAUUUCAUUCCUACCUUGCUUCGAUGCCUUCUAUCACAAUCUCAUUCUAAAGGAACAAAGGCCAAUUUGUUCUCUGUUUGAAGAGCAAGGAGCUUCUGAAUUUGUAUUCUUGUUGUACUUUCCCCCCUCAGCGAGUAACCUCUUGACCCACAGGAUAUUGGGAUUUCUCCCAAGUAUUCAUCCCUUGAUCUUAUUCAGCAUUCUUCAUGGAACUCACAACCCCGACUACAGGAGGCCUUUCCCUGUCUCCCAUGUUAAAACUGUCAGUGUUGAUUCCAUGGAAAUCCUUUUUUUAUGCUGAAUGAGCUUGUUUGUUGUGUCGGCGCACUAUCUCACGCAAACAGCAGGAAAUGCUUAUCAGGUUCGGAUCACAUUGUACAUGGCGCAUAGUUUUGGCAUCUUGAAUGAUUAGACAAAAACAGAAUGCAUCAUACAUAUCCAAGGGUUUUGAUUUUAUUCUUCAUGUACCAUUUCAAUGUGUUUACAUCGUCUGUUGACUGUUAUUUUUGAAGGUGAUAUUUAUCCAUACUCAUUUUGUAAGAAAUAUGCCCUUAGCACUGACAUUGAAGUUUUGAUUUUGUGUAAUUAUAGCAAUUUGGCACACAUACUUUAUGUACAAUUGAAGUUAUUUCAUAGAUAAAAUAUCUUUUAUGUAUUA
Messenger RNA from Andrographis paniculata, 6498 nucleotides. Its product is annotated as E3 ubiquitin-protein ligase listerin. Gene Ontology annotation, cellular component: RQC complex; cytosol. The record is from RefSeq and is a predicted model, not a curated record. Gene Ontology annotation, biological process: rescue of stalled cytosolic ribosome; ribosome-associated ubiquitin-dependent protein catabolic process. Gene Ontology annotation, molecular function: ribosomal large subunit binding; ubiquitin protein ligase activity; zinc ion binding. The coding region runs from base 206 to 5800 and encodes 1864 amino acids. The transcript has 17 exons. Lineage: Eukaryota; Viridiplantae; Streptophyta; Magnoliopsida; Lamiales; Acanthaceae.